AUUAAUUGGGAUUGUCAUGAAAGUUGAUCUCGUGUACGGUAGCAUUUGUCCUGUGGCAUGGAUGUCCAUUGCAGGCGGUCAAACAGAAAGGGGGAGACGAGGAGAGUCAUGUCAGGUUGCUUUCUCCUCGCACCAACGGGCAAGUAAAAGGCAGCUUUGCUUUCGUCCCCCAGCUUGGCCCAAGUCACCGCGAUGGAGAUGGAGAGACCAAGAAGCAGGCAUCCGCUAGUUGACGCCCUAACCAAGUCAUCCCGGUCUUUGUCGUUGAACUCGACAACCCUCUCUCUUUCUCUCGUUUUCAUCUCCCUUUUUGUUCCCACUUGGCUUUCUCACCGAUCCCAACGAUGCCUGCCUUGUAAUUCUGUCUGUAUAUUCUUAGAAAGUUCCCCAAUCACAGACCCAUAUAAAGCCGUACUGAAAUCGAUUCAGAUAUAUACAGAUUUGUUUCUACUUACCGUCCAUAGAAAUGGCGGGUCUCUGGAGAGGGGGUUUGCCGGCGGCUCUUGUGCUGGGUUUGCUUGUUGUUGGCUGCUUAUCCAAUUUGGGUUCCGGCAAUGUUGUGUUCGAAGUGAAGCACAAAUUUGGGGGGAGUGCAGGGUCGGUGGCUGGUUUGGGGGCACGUAAGGCCCACGACGGCCGCCGCCAUGGCAGACUUCUCGCCGCCGUUGAUCUCCCCUUGGGUGGCAACGGCAGUCCUACUGAUGUCGCGCUCUACUAUACUAAGAUCGGGAUUGGGACUCCUUCAAAAGACUAUUACGUGCAGGUUGAUACGGGAAGUGAUCUAAUGUGGGUGAACUGUAUUGGCUGUGACAAUUGUCCCAAAAAGAGUGACAUCGGUGUAGAUCUAAUACUUUAUGAUCCGAAGAGCUCCAGUACUGGAGCACUGGUCACUUGCGACCAAGAUUUCUGCUCUGAGCUAUCCAACCCUUCCGAUUGCAGAGUUGGAGCAGUCUGUGCAUAUGGUAUUUCUUAUGGAGAUGGGAGCUCAAGUGUAGGAUACUUUGUCAAUGAUAACAUACAAUUGGAUCGAGCUUCUGGAAACCUUCAAACUACUCCCAUGAAUGGUAGCAUAACUUUCGGAUGUGGAGUUAAACAAUCAGGGCUGCUAAGCACAUCUACCCAAGCAGUUGAUGGACUCCUUGGUUUUGGACAAGCGAAGUAUUCCAUGAUAUCACAGCUAGCAUUGAAUCGAAAGGUGAAAAAAAUGUUUUCACAUUGUUUAGAAGGUAAUGAUGGAGGUGGAAUCUUUGCCAUUGGACAGUUGGUUCAGCCAAAAUUAUUAAAUACAACAUCAAUUAUCCCAAACCAAACGCAUUACAAUGUCAUGUUGAAGACAAUUGAGGUGGGCGGUGCUGCCCUGCAACUUCCCAAAGAUGUACUAGAUCCUGAUUUGGGGAAGAACGUGAUAAUUGAUAGUGGUACAACCUUGGCUUAUCUUGAAGAGCAAUUGUAUAACCCAUUAAUCCAGAAGAUAAUUGCAGCACAACCUAGUUUGAAAUUGCAAACUGUUGAGCAGCAGUUCACAUGCUUUCAGUUCAAUGGAGAUGUUGACAAAGGAUUUCCAACUGUCACUUUUCAAUUUAACAAUUCCCUCUCACUGGAUGUUUAUCCUCAUGAAUAUUUGUUUCAAAUUCAUGGUGGCAUGUGGUGUUUUGGUUGGCAGAAAAGUGGAAACCAAAUGAAAGAUGGAAACUUACUUAAUCUUUUGGGAGAUAUGGUGCUGUCAGAUAAGCUAGUUUUGUACGAUCUGGAAAAUCAGAGUAUUGGAUGGACCGCAUACAACUGCUCUUCGAGCAUCAAAGUGAAGGAUGAACAAUCUGGAGCAGAGUACGAGGUUGGCCACCAUGAUCUUUCUUCAGCUCACAGUCUCAACAUGGGAUGGGCCUUGACAAUAUCGUUGCUGCUGGCUUUCCUGCAUGGUUACCUGUGUUGAGUCAUUGGCCUGUUGUGUUUAUACAAGAAAAAUAAUGGUUUUGUUGAAAAACAUUCGAAAUCUUCCAAUAAAAUCUGGGUUUGUUGAUUUGGGAAA
Molecule: messenger RNA, 2029 nt
Organism: Diospyros lotus (date-plum)
Lineage: Eukaryota; Viridiplantae; Streptophyta; Magnoliopsida; Ericales; Ebenaceae
Product: aspartic proteinase 36-like
Exons: 10
Coding region: 467-1933 (488 amino acids)
Biological process (GO): proteolysis
Molecular function (GO): aspartic-type endopeptidase activity
Source: RefSeq, a predicted model, not a curated record